This is a messenger RNA of Annulohypoxylon truncatum, 1772 nucleotides long. RefSeq lists its product as uncharacterized. The coding region runs from base 1 to 1320 and encodes 439 amino acids. The transcript is spliced from 5 exons. NCBI's taxonomy places the organism in Eukaryota, Fungi, Ascomycota, Sordariomycetes, Xylariales, Hypoxylaceae. The record is from RefSeq and is a predicted model, not a curated record.
AUGCUUUCUGUGCAAGUUCCCGCUACCAAGUUGUCUAGUCCAAGGACAAUUGCUCACGGUACAGCUGGCUUAGACCGUGUGAGCCGAGCAGCUUAUCAAUAUGGCCUGGGGUAUCUGUGGAAGACUUUCGAAUCCAAAAUCACAGACCUGUUCGUUCAAGAUGUAACCCAGAGUAGGGUCGGCGUGGUCGCGGCAGAGGGAGACCAAGUCCACUGGAUAUCAACUCCGGAAGAGUUAUACACUAAUCUGGGGAAAGGAGUCCCAACGUUAUUAAUCCUCAACCGCUAUAAUUCAUGGAGCAGAAUAGACGUCACCAUCAAAGGCUUCUCCGUAGCAUGCCAUCUCGCUAGGAUCAACCCCUUCUUUUUGCAUUUCGUAGUUGGGAUGGGUCGGAAGGUCUCGUCGAAGGAUGAAGACUUCAUGUCAUGCUACAGCACCUUUACACCGGAAGAUAACUAUCCGGUCUCCAGCAUGAGCGGGAUGGAGACACACGGCGAUUCACUUUGGGAGAUCUGCUACAACGUUCGACAUUUUGAAAAACAUCACCGAGAUCUAGAAGACCCAUGGUCCUGUCGUCAGUCGGCUCUUCACCAAAGCUUCGCCGUUUCUAACCAGCCAACCUGGGUCAUCAUCCAACCCCCUGAAGUUUUCGACCUGACUAUAGACUCGGCGCCACACCCGAUGGCCUUACAUCUUCGAUAUCUUCACGCAGCUCUUGUAAAUUGGAGAGAAUAUCUUGACUCUUUUGCUCAAAGCUUCAAGAUCCUCAAUCAACGAAUAGCAAUACCAAAUCCAUACAGGAAAUUCGAGAUUAACUUUUCGCACGAGCAAAACCUACACCACCAGAGAGGAAAGCUUCAUCACGCCCGGAACAUUCUCACCAACACGAGGAAUACUAUGAAUGUCAUCGCCGAACACGAAUCUGCUGUAGCAGAGAAGCAAAUCCUUUGCCCAGCCAUUCACGAUGACUUCCAACGUAAAUUGCGUAAUAUCUCUCGGGAGGUCGACAGUUAUAUCGAAACAGUACACAAACUUCUUCGCAUGUCAGAUGAUUUGAGAUCCAUGUAUAACAGUAUCCUCACAUUUUAUGGCCAAGAGCUACAACACGACACCAGCCUGAAGCUUGCACAGCUGGCGCAGGCCGAUGCUAGCGGAAAUAGAGACAUGGCGGUUUUAGCCGACCUUACAUACAAGGACUCCCGAUCUAUGCGGAUCGCGACGGCCAUUGCAGUGUUCUAUCUUCCGGUGAAUCUGGUAGUGGUGCGUAUCAGCCUUUUAGUUUUGAACCCUCAAUGUCUUGUCGAUGAACUCGGAUCAUGACAUCUGCGUCUUACUCCAAGGCUUGCUCUACUACUCAACUAAUCUUCCGGCUCUCAACAAUAGUCAUUUUUCAGCAGUACACUGGUCUGGUAUGGAACGGCGGUCGACGUGGCAGAAAACCACAAUUCAAGUAUUCAAAUCCGCGGCGAGGUAUGGAUCGCGAGCGUAGCGGCUGUCGUGCUUGCAAUUGGCACUGUGUGUUGUUCCUGGUGGUGGAAUUGGAGAGAGCAAAGGAAACCAAAUAAAGAAACCCCUUAAAGUAAUCGACUUAUGACAGGACGCCGGUAGAAAAUAUAUGUAAAACAUAUAUGAUCUUAUAACAAGUACGUUGGUUCACGUUGACACCGAGUUUUCAAAGACCAAGCCGUAGCAGCCAGCCAAGAUUGUCCUCUUCAGUUUUAGCCAUUCAUCUGUUCCGUGAUACAGAAUUCUUCUCGGCCUAGCUCAAUUUG